Messenger RNA from Pedinophyceae sp. YPF-701, 354 nucleotides. The record is from the annotation of a GenBank genome assembly. Lineage: Eukaryota; Viridiplantae; Chlorophyta; Pedinophyceae.
AUGCAGUCCUGCCGGAUCUCCGCCCCCGCGGCCCCCGCCGUCUCGGCUCGCCCUUCGGCCCGCGCGGCCACCCGCACCGCGGUCGUGGCCCGCGCCGCUGACGACUCGACCUCGCGCCGGGCUGCUCUCGGCGUCCUGGCCGCCUCGCUCCUGGCCGCCGGCCCCGCCUCGGCCUCGCGCUUCAAGUCCCCGAUCCAGGAGGGCUCUAUCCGCGCCGGCAAGUCGUCGACCGGCGCCACCGCUGCCGGCUACUCCCUGGAGGGCGGCAUCAAGAAGAAGGGCCUGAGCCCCAAGGAGAAGGAGGAGCGCCUCAAGGAGAUCCGCGAGGAGGCCCUGGCGAAGGCCGGCAAGUAA